AUGGUAGGACCUUACUCCUGCAAGAACUGGAGCUUAGAAUAUGAUGGACGCUUGACAUUUUAUCCAGGAAAUCAGACUGUGGAUUUGCCUUUCAUAAAUUUUAUGAGAAGAUACGGCACUGUCUUUCUCAAUGCCUAUACCAAUUCUCCAAUUUGUUGUCCUUCCCGUGCAGCUAUGUGGAGUGGUCUUUUCACUCAUUUAACAGAAUCUUGGAAUAACUUCAAAGGUCUAGAUCCAGAUUAUGUAACGUGGAUGGAUCUCAUGGAGAAGUAUGGCUACCACACACAGAAGUAUGGGAAAUUGGACUAUACUUCUGGACAUCAUUCAGUAAGUAACCGUGUGGAAGCCUGGACUAGGGAUGUUGACUUCCUGCUCCGGCAAGAAGGGAGACCCAUGGUAAAUCUUACUGGUGAUAGGAAGCAUGUGAGAGUGAUGGAAGCAGAUUGGCGGAAUACUGAUAAAGCAGUAAACUGGAUAAAGGAAGAAGCCGUUAACUUUACUCAACCAUUUGCUCUUUACUUGGGACUAAAUUUACCACACCCAUAUCCAUCACCCUAUGCGGGAGAAAAUUUUGGAUCCUCUACAUUUUUAACAUCUCCCUAUUGGCUUGAAAAGGUAACUUACGAAGCUAUUAAAAUACCCAAGUGGUCUUCUCUUUCAGAGAUGCAUCCAGUAGACUAUUACUCAUCUUACACCAAGAAUUGCACAGGAGAGUUUACAAAGCAAGAAGUGAGAAAUAUUAGAGCGUUUUAUUAUGCUAUGUGUGCGGAGACAGAUGCCAUGCUGGGUGAGAUUAUUUCAGCUCUGAGAGAUACUGGGCUUCUUAAAAAAACAAUCGUUAUAUUCACUGCAGAUCAUGGAGAACUUGCUAUGGAACACCGGCAGUUCUAUAAAAUGAGCAUGUAUGAAGGAAGUUCCCAUGUUCCGCUUUUGGUUAUGGGGCCAGGCAUAAAAAAACAGCAACAAGUACCAAAUGUGGUAUCUCUCGUGGAUAUAUAUCCUACUAUGCUUGAUAUAGCAAGAAUUCCUGUCCCACAGAACCUCAGUGGAUAUUCUCUUAUACCGCUGCUAUGUGGAAAGGCUGAAAAUGAAGCGUCACCCAGAGGGCCUCGGCCCUCGUGGGUGUUGAGCGAGUUCCACGGAUGCAACGUGAAUUCUUCCAUCUACAUGCUUCGAACUGGCAAAUGGAAAUAUAUUGCAUACUCAGAUGGCCAUUCAGUACUUCCACAACUCUUUGACCUUACUGCCGAUCCAGAUGAGCUAACAAACGUUGCCAUAAAAUUCCCAGUAACUGUACGUUCUUUGGACAAAAUACUCCGCUCUAUAGUAAACUAUCCAAAGGUUUCUUCUUCUGUUAAGGAGUAUAACAAAAGACAGUUUAUCAGUUGGAAACAAAGUUUGGGUCAGAAUUACUCAAAUGUUAUUGCCAACCUUAGAUGGCAUCAGGACUGGUUAAAGGAACCAAAAAAAUACGAGAAUGCAAUUGACAAGUGGCUUAGUCAAAGUAAGUAAAUAAAAACAACCUAUAUUUAAUACGACUGAGGAUAUGAAAACAUUCUGCAUUUGAAGUAUUACGCUGUAUUUCAAGUGUUAGAAUUACUAUCUUAUAUAAGCUAUUGAAAGCAAAGAUGCCCGAACAAUUACCGCUUUGUGUUAGAAAGCCAAAAGCAUUUUAUAUAACUAGGCAGCACAAAAAAAUCUAGGUUUUUACAUGUUACAAUUCUAUAACACUUAAGUAUAUAUAGGAAGGAUAUUGCAUAUAUGCAAUACUUAGCUGGUUGCAAAAAUGCAGAGUAUUAAGAAUUAAAACUCAACAGGACUUCCCAUUUCUAAGGACUGACUAAAGCAAGGAUUAUAAAAUUUAGUGUAGUGGGAUACCAAUUACAGUGGAGUGUGCUGGAGCCAACUUUCCAUCAAAUGCACAUAUCCAUAUGAAGGCUCAUUUAGCAGGGAAAAGAAUAAACAAACUGGUCACUUUCCAGAGGUCUGGACAGAACGCAGAACAUUGUAUGGAAUAUAGCAAAAUAAAAUUAUGGUGAAC
Molecule: messenger RNA, 2041 nt
Organism: Pygoscelis adeliae (Adelie penguin)
Lineage: Eukaryota; Metazoa; Chordata; Aves; Sphenisciformes; Spheniscidae
Gene: ARSK
Product: arylsulfatase family, member K
Exons: 8
Coding region: 1-1512 (503 amino acids)
Source: RefSeq, a predicted model, not a curated record